Lucilia sericata (common green bottle fly) is the source of this 2455-nucleotide messenger RNA. RefSeq lists its product as uncharacterized. The record is from RefSeq and is a predicted model, not a curated record. The coding region runs from base 633 to 1532 and encodes 299 amino acids. NCBI's taxonomy places the organism in Eukaryota, Metazoa, Arthropoda, Insecta, Diptera, Calliphoridae. The transcript is spliced from 4 exons.
AGUCACCAAACAUUAAAUAUUGUAUUGUAUUUUAUUAUAUUUAUUUUUUUCCAACAUCAAUUUCUUUCUUACUUAUUACACAUACAAAUUAUGAAAAAAUGCUUAAUAAAUUAAUCAUGCUACUUGUUUUUUGUGAUUUAAACAAUGUAAUAAUACUCGUUUCAAAUGUUUUAAGUUGGUAUGUUUGUUAAGAUUUUGAGAUGAAGAUGUCUGAAAAAGCAAGAAAAAAAAUGCAUUAUUACGUGUAUGGAAAAUUAAGCCAACAAUAAACAAAAUUAAUGUGUUAUUUGUUUUUAAGUUUUUUAAAUAUCUAAGACACAAUUUCGCAAACACGGUCUAAAUCAUUACGUGAGUUACAUUUAAAUAGUUUGUAUAAAAUAAUUUAACACACAUUGCUAUACACGUGAGUUAAUAAGCCAAUAAAAUGUAAGAAAAAACAAAUCUAAACUAUUAAAAAUUCAAGUACAUCGAUAUGUUAUAUUCUAAAUACAACAACGUAAAUCGUCAAAACACGUUAAAGUAAUAAAGCGGAAGUAAUAUAUUAUAACGACGAAUGAAAUGACUCUGGUACAGAAUCUGAUGGAGAUACCUUAGAUGUGGACAUUAAACAUCAUCAUUAUAUAGAGUUGGAUAUGGAAACUAGUUUUAGUUCCUACACCGAUGCGAACUCUCCGACCGAUAAAAUUUGUUCAUCAGAAUUUUCUGCGAUGAUGUGUAAAUCCCACCUCCAGUACGAUCAGCAUAGUUCUGAAGAAGAACUAGAGGUAAUAAAUGGUCCUUCAUCAGUGGCAGCUGCAGAAGCUGCUGCCAGCAAUGUAUUGACGGUACGUGGCACAUCAUCCCUAAUAUCAGAACGUGGAUCGUCGUCACUAGAGCCCGAUGAGCUGCAGGGUGAAAUAGCUGCUUUAAAAAGGUCUAGUUCAACAUUGGUGGAAAAUCGCAAACGUUCGCUGGCACACAGUUCAGAUGAUGAUUUACGAAAUUUUUUGGAACCAAUUUUGACGCCUGUCAACUUUCGCACAUCACCGCCUUUAGAGGCUUUCAAGCCAAAUCGUAGCCACAUGUAUCGCUCGACUACGCCACUAAUUUUACAAGAGGCACGUUGCGGUAUUGAAAAUAUUAAGUUAUGUGAUAAUAGUGUUAAUGAUGAAAAUGGUGGAGCAAAUAAUGUUGGCGGUGGCAACAAUGGUGAUACUUCUUGCAUCAUGGGCACCGAGGGGGAAAACGCCGAAAAUGAUGAGGGCACAGCCAGCAGCAUUAUUAAAAUGAAGAUGAGCAAUUCGACGAGUAGUCAUCACAUAUAUCAACCUCAAGCCAAGCAUAAUUUUCACUUUAAUAGUUCGCGCAGCAGUCCUGCCUCCACGACUGGUCUCGAUGUUGAGGUUAGAUCGGUUAGUCCACCCGCGAAACUCUUCCAUUGUGCAAUAUCACCCAGACGCCGACCCAUGCGCACGCAACACAAUUCACAACGGUUACAAAGACCGCACAGGCCAUGUUUAGAUUUCGAUAAAAUGCAGCAGGUUAGUUUGUAAUGUAGCGCCAAAUCAAACAGAACUAAAAAGAAGUCUAUAAUCACCUUUGACAACAAUACCAUCAUCACUAUCACCACCAAAAACAAUAACACAAACAAUGCAAGCAACAUCAUCUCAGCGACUGCGACUAACUUUCCAACUGCAACAUUAAACAGUGAUUGUUGCACACCUAAAAGCAUCACAAGAUGAAACAACCUUCAUCGACAUCGUCAGCAGCAAUCUUUUAACUUUUUCAGUAUUCGUCUACGUUCAUACGUCAUUUAGAGGUUUGUGGGUUUUAGAUACAAAAUGUAACUUCUUUUAUUAGAAAAAAAACUCUCUAUCCAUCUUUCUCGGUUUCUCAAAACCCGAAACGCAACCCGCACACACCUACACCCACACAAAAACAAUCUCAUACCUACGAAACAAAAACAUGCUCAUUAGGGUCAUAACUAUUAUUGGGCGGUAAAAUACCACAGCACUACUUUUUUGCCAACACUGUCCUGAUAAUAUGUCAAUUUGGUUAAAAAACUUCCCGCACCUAAAGCAAUUUCUGAAAUGCUUUUAUUCGAUAUUUUUACAAUUUUUUUUCUUAUAAUUUUCAUAUAAAGUUAUACUGUUAUCUAAAAUAUGCAAUAUUAUGCCGAUUUAUUGAAAAUUGUUUAACACUAUAAGAUAAUGGAAAAAAAUUGCAAAAUUGUUACGCAAAAUAUUACUUUUGAACAUUUAAAAAAAGUGAUAUUUAUACAAAACGUCAUCGCCUUUAGUGCGGGAACUUUUUUCACGAUCGAAAAAAAAAAAUAAUAUCAUAUUCCGUAACAUAUGUUCAAGCUCUACAAGGUCAUGCUAUGGUAUUUUUAAUAUUCGCAAAAAUUUCAAAAAAUAAUUACCCUAAAACUCAUAUUCACGCAUGUAUUUCCAUAUAUACAUAUGUAUAAUAAAAA